AAUCAAACAACGCAAGCAAAAGAAAUCUGCUGUUGGCGCAGGCAGUCGAGUCAAUAAAUUUACGAAAAAGUUCAAAUUUGUCUUUCAUAACUAAAAAAAAAUUAAUAAAUUGCAAGCGCAGUGUCGUUUCAAUUUAAUCAAAGUUAAAUCAAGUAACAAAAAUCUAAACCAACAUUAAAUCAUGGCUUUGGUGAAUGAAGCAAAAUUGGUACUCAGCCGUUUUGGUGCUUUUGGUCGACAGGUCCGUGCAGUUUCGACCACCACAACAUCUCUAUCUGCUCCUCAACCCGAAAUAAAAAAGGAACCACAAAUUAAAACUAUCCAAAUCUACAGGUUUUGCCCAGAUGCACCCGACAAGAAACCAUAUAUGCAAACCUUCAAAAUCAAUUUGAGAGAAUGCGGUCCAAUGGUGUUGGAUGCAUUGAUUAAAAUCAAAAACGAAGUCGAUCCAACAUUGACUUUCCGUAGGUCAUGUCGUGAGGGUAUUUGUGGAUCAUGUUCAAUGAAUAUUGGUGGAGUUAACACAUUGGCUUGUAUUAGUGAAAUCGACACAAACCUCUCAAAGCCAUUGAAGGUGUAUCCAUUGCCUCAUAUGUAUGUGUUGAGGGAUUUAGUUCCAGAUUUGAAUAACUUCUAUAGGCAGUACAAUUCUAUUCAACCUUGGUUGCAACGCAAAAACGAAGCCAAGGAAUCAAAGGGUAAGGCACAAUACUUGCAAUCCCUUGAUGAUCGUGAAAAGUUGGAUGGUCUCUACGAAUGCAUCUUGUGCGCGUGCUGUUCGACCGCUUGCCCAUCAUACUGGUGGAACGGUGAGAAAUACCUCGGACCUGCUGUUCUUAUGCAGGCCUACCGCUGGAUCAUCGAUUCUCGUGAUGAAAACACCAAGGAACGUCUGGACCAACUCAGAGAUCCUUUCAGUGUGUAUAGGUGUCACACAAUCAUGAAUUGUACACGCACCUGCCCUAAGGGCUUGAACCCUGGACGUGCCAUUGCCGAAAUCAAGAAAUUGUUGUCUGGCAUGGCUAAGAAAGCAGAACCCACCAUGGAAACAGCUGCUUUGCACAAGUAGAGGGAAUAACACAAAACCAAAAUAAAAACGAAACAUCCUUUCCUAUUUUUGUCAUCAUUUUGGAUGCAUAAGUGUCUAUGACUGUACUUAGUUUGUCCAACUCAACAAUCUCUUCAAUUUUAAUAGCAGUUGUAAUUUAUUUUGAUUUCUAAACUAGCCGAACUGCGGCGGAUGUUAAUAAUAAUGAUAUUCAAUAAAUUUGUUGUAAACAAAAGAA
This is a messenger RNA of Eupeodes corollae, 1286 nucleotides long. Its product is annotated as succinate dehydrogenase [ubiquinone] iron-sulfur subunit, mitochondrial-like. The record is from RefSeq and is a predicted model, not a curated record. Gene Ontology annotation, molecular function: electron transfer activity; 2 iron, 2 sulfur cluster binding. Gene Ontology annotation, biological process: respiratory electron transport chain; aerobic respiration; tricarboxylic acid cycle. The transcript has 4 exons. NCBI's taxonomy places the organism in Eukaryota, Metazoa, Arthropoda, Insecta, Diptera, Syrphidae. Gene Ontology annotation, cellular component: mitochondrial membrane. The coding region runs from base 182 to 1069 and encodes 295 amino acids.